Amborella trichopoda is the source of this 1658-nucleotide messenger RNA. RefSeq lists its product as uncharacterized. Lineage: Eukaryota; Viridiplantae; Streptophyta; Magnoliopsida; Amborellales; Amborellaceae. The record is from RefSeq and is a predicted model, not a curated record.
AUGCCAUUGACUUAACUGGCGAGACAUCGGUGGUUAGGGGGUCAGAUGCCUCAACAUAACAACCCACCCUCCAUUUAACAUAUUGAAAGCAAUAUUUCGGGGAGAGAUGGUCCUCAUUGUGUUUUAUUUGGCUCUUAUCAAAUGGGGCAUUAGCAUUUAGGUGCAGGCCUUAUUCUUAUAUGCUCACAGAUCAUAACAGGAACUUGUUGUCUAUAGCUCGAUAGGUAUGGAAACAGCAGCAACUAUCCUAGGUCUCCAACUGCCUUUAUUUUGUGCUAGUCCAGCCAUAGCUCCCACAUGCUUCACAAAAACAAAUCAAUAUUAUCGAAGGAAGAACUCACCGCUGUGGCUUAGGCCCAAGAUCAAGAUAAUAUGUUGCAAUAUUAAGAACAUCAGCUCAGGAUCCAAGUCACCGAAUCCUAAGACAGAUGAUAUAGCUGACAAGAAACCUAGUCUUCAAGAAUCAUCAGAUGGGAUGAAAAUCUUAGAGACUCUUCGAGUGGUUUUUUCUGAAGAUGACAAGUCGCAGUCUCUGAAAUCUGUGGACUUGGAAAAAAUUGGGGCUCUCAACCAAACCAUACAAGCUCUCUACCAACCAAAUUCCUUUGCUUGGUAUUCAUUGCCUCUGCAAGUUCUAAGACUAGGGUAUCGAGGUCCCGACCCGAAAAUCGUUGCUCUAGUCAUGAUCGCAAUGGUAGCAACUUUUACAACAGUAAUGUUCAAAAUAAGAAAUGGAAAGAAAAAUCAAGAGAAAGCCGAAGAGAACGUAAAGUUCCAAAGGAGUCUCUCAAUGGCUACACUGCGAGGAGGAAAACCUGCUUUGCAAUGUUUCAUCAUCGCCCAACAAGCACUUGUGGAGCCAGAUAUCCUUACCAAUGCCAAAUAUCAAUUCGGAAAGUUGUUAGAGGAUGACCUCCCAAACUUUGAGCAGUUGCAGAGGGAAGCGUUGAGAUUGGAAAUGAUUGGGGAAGAAGAGGACGGAUCACGCAUGCUAAAAGCAGCAUGGGAAAGGUUACACAAAGAGCGCAAAGAUGAGGAGGCCUACCAAUUGGAAAUGCUCUUAGUUGAGUUACUUAUUUACCAAGGAAGAUACAAAGAAGCAUUAGCCCACGACUGCCUUAACGGCGAGAUGAUAUCAGAUCCCCGCCGUCCACUGUACAAGGCUGCCAUCCACAGUAUUCUUGGAGAUCAGGAGCUUGCCAAGAAUUCCUGGGAAGAGUUCAAACGGAUGCAAGAUAAGGAAAUGGAAUUCCAACAAUUUACUGAAAUUGUGGAAUCUCUAAAAAAAGAGAUUGCACAUGCUAAGGGAAGGGAUUUUUAGUGAGGAAAACUAACCAAACUAUCUCACAUUGAAGAAGCCCGGGGAGCCAAAAAAUAGUAUCUUAUACCACCAAAUCAGUUGGGAAACAAAGACAUGAUUAAAGAGCACUACCAAGGAAGGAAACUCUUGAAACUGAUUUCAAGGUGCAAUUUAAGAAUGAAAUCCAUCUAUAUCUAUGUCCUUGUCUUUAUUAUAAAGUGUUCUAGGCAUAUUUCUUGUAUUUAAAAGAAAUCCUCAGUCCAUAAGUUUAUAUGUUUGUAUUCGAAACUUCUUGUGUCCUAUCUUUAAGACUCAAACUUCUAUCAAGCUAGAUAAUCUCAAACAAUUGUCGUCCAAA